Molecule: messenger RNA, 582 nt
Organism: Maudiozyma saulgeensis
Lineage: Eukaryota; Fungi; Ascomycota; Saccharomycetes; Saccharomycetales; Saccharomycetaceae
Source: the annotation of a GenBank genome assembly
AUGGAGACAGACGGUGCAUCCCAAGGUGAACAACUGCUAGACGCAGCAAGAAGAAAUAACAUUGAUUUACUGGAUACAGUAUUUGAGGAAUUGAAUGAGGACCCUGCUAAGAUUGCAGAUGUCGUUAAUCACAGUAAAGAUCCAUUUGGUAACACUGCAUUACAUCUUUGUUGCAGAUAUGGGUCCUGGGAUGUCCUCGAUAAAAUUUUGGAUCAAGAAGGUGGAAUUGAAGUUGAUCCUCACAAUACAAUUGAUGGCGACACACCUUUACAUGCAGCUGUUAAGUAUGCACAGGAUGAACCUGAGCAUGGUCUUUUCAUCGUUCAGAAUCUGAUUGAGGUUGGGGCUGAUCCAAGAGCAAAAAAUAAUAACAACGAAAAACCAAUUGAUUUAAUACAUAGCAGUGAAUUAGAUGAUUUAGUAGAUCUUUUACAAGGGGCAGAAUUAGUGGCCGAUAAUGCUGGUGAAUCGACGAAAGAAGAAGAAGAGGAGAUUAUUGACAAUGAGGACGAUGAAGACGACGACGAGGACGACGAUGAUAAUUCAGAUGACGCAGAUAUUAAUGCUCCAAAGGAUAACUAA